Colletotrichum graminicola M1.001 is the source of this 333-nucleotide messenger RNA. Its product is annotated as 60s Acidic ribosomal protein. Gene Ontology annotation, biological process: cytoplasmic translation; translational elongation. Gene Ontology annotation, cellular component: ribosome; cytosolic large ribosomal subunit. Gene Ontology annotation, molecular function: structural constituent of ribosome; ribonucleoprotein complex binding; protein kinase activator activity. Lineage: Eukaryota; Fungi; Ascomycota; Sordariomycetes; Glomerellales; Glomerellaceae. The transcript is spliced from 4 exons. Bases 1 to 333 code for a protein of 110 amino acids. The record is from RefSeq and is a predicted model, not a curated record.
AUGUCGACCGCCGAGCUCGCUUCUUCCUACGCGGCCCUCAUCCUCGCCGAUGAUGGCGUCGAGAUCACUGCCGACAAGCUCCAGACCCUGAUCAAGGCUGCCAAGAUCGAGGACGUCGAGCCCAUCUGGACCUCUCUGUUCGCCAAGGCUCUUGAGGGCAAGGACGUCAAGGACCUGCUCUCUAACGUCGGCUCUGGUGGUGGCGCUGCCGCCCCCGCUGCCGGUGGUGCUGCCGCCGCUGGCGGUGCCGCCGAGGCUGCCGCUGAGGAGGCGCCGAAGGAGGAGGAGAAGGAGGAGUCCGACGACGACAUGGGAUUCGGUCUCUUCGACUAA